AUGGCAGCCGCCGCCUAUGUGGACCACUUCGCCGCCGAGUGCCUCGUGUCCAUGUCGAGCCGCGCGGUCGUGCACGGGCCGCGGGAGGGGCCGGAGCCCGGACCCGAGGGCGCGGCCGCCGCUGUCGCCGCCACGCUGCCCCGCGUCGAGGAGCGCCGCGACGGCAAGGACAGUGCCUCGCUCUUCGUGGUGGCGCGGAUCUUGGCGGACCUCAACCAGCAAGCGCCGGCGCCCGCCCCGGCGGAGCGCAGAGAGGGCGCCGCGGCCCGGAAGGCGAGGACCCCCUGCCGCCUGCCGCCCGCGCCGCCACCCGCCCCCGAGCCCGCCUCCCCCGGCGGCGAAGGUGCGGCGGCCGCGCCCCUCAGCCCCGCGUGGAGCGAGCCCGAGGCCGAGCUCGAGGCGGGGCUGGAGCCGGAGCGGGAGCCAGGGCCCGCGGGGAGCGGCGAACCCGGCCUCAGACAAAGGGGCCGGCGGGGCCGAAGUCGCGCGGACCUGGAGUCCCCGCAGAGAAAGCACAAGUGCCACUACGCGGGCUGCGAGAAAGUUUACGGGAAAUCCUCGCACCUCAAGGCGCACCUGAGAACUCACACAGGUGAGAGGCCCUUCGCCUGCAGCUGGCAGGACUGCAACAAGAAGUUUGCGCGCUCGGACGAGCUGGCCCGGCACUACCGCACGCACACGGGCGAGAAGAAGUUCAGCUGCCCCAUCUGCGAGAAGCGCUUCAUGCGCAGCGACCACCUGACGAAGCACGCGCGCCGCCACGCCAACUUCCACCCGGGCAUGCUGCAGCGGCGCAGCGGGGGCUCGCGGACCGGCUCCCUCAGCGACUACAGCCGCUCGGACGCCAGCAGCCCCACCAUCAGCCCGGCCAGCUCGCCCUGAGCCGGGCCCCUGCCAGCCCGCGGCAGCACAGCCCCGCCCUACCCGCCC
Odobenus rosmarus divergens (Pacific walrus) is the source of this 930-nucleotide messenger RNA. RefSeq names its product Kruppel-like factor 13 (gene KLF13). Gene Ontology annotation, biological process: regulation of transcription by RNA polymerase II. NCBI's taxonomy places the organism in Eukaryota, Metazoa, Chordata, Mammalia, Carnivora, Odobenidae. Gene Ontology annotation, molecular function: RNA polymerase II cis-regulatory region sequence-specific DNA binding; DNA-binding transcription factor activity, RNA polymerase II-specific. The transcript is spliced from 2 exons. Bases 1 to 882 code for a protein of 293 amino acids. The record is from RefSeq and is a predicted model, not a curated record.